AUGCAGCAAUCUGGACAGCAUGCGAACCUAGCAUGGGGGUUUAAAAGCGAGGCGGAUGACCUCCGAAAUUUCUCAAAGCUUGAUGAAGCGCCAAAUGAGACUCACAAUUCCUGGGGACACAAUGUUCAGGUGCAGGGGGGAAGGUUUGGGCGACCUGGUGCAGACGACGACGUCAGUCUUGCAGAGAUGCAAGUGUCGCCCAAGAGAAUCAAGGUCAAGACAGAAGUUAUCUUGAUUAGCACAGAAAGGUUAGAGUACCGAGACCAGUUGUUCUAG
Molecule: messenger RNA, 276 nt
Organism: Bacidia gigantensis
Lineage: Eukaryota; Fungi; Ascomycota; Lecanoromycetes; Lecanorales; Ramalinaceae
Exons: 2
Coding region: 1-276 (91 amino acids)
Source: RefSeq, a predicted model, not a curated record